GAGGCUGCAGCAGGCGGACAGCCGACGGCCAGGACCAUGGAGUUCAGCGUGCUCCUCUUCCUGGCUUUCCUCGCGGGCCUCCUGCUGCUUCUGCUCAGGGGCCACCCCAAGGCCCACGGCCGCCUCCCCCCGGGACCCCACCCUCUGCCCGUCCUGGGGAACCUCCUGCAGAUGGACAGGAAGGGCCUGCUCCGCUCCUUCCUGCGGUUCCGAGAGAAAUACGGGGACGUGUUCACGGUGUACCUGGGAUCCAGACCCGUGGUCGUCCUGUGUGGGACGGAUGCCAUCCGCGAGGCCCUCGUGGACCAAGCUGAGGCCUUUUCUGGCAGGGGGAAGAUCGCCGUGGUGGAUCCGAUCUUCCAGGGAUACGGAGUGACCUUUGCCAACGGGGAGCGCUGGCGGACCCUUCGGAGAUUCUCCCUGGCCACCAUGCGGGACUUCGGCAUGGGGAAGCGGAGCGUGGAGGAGCGCAUUCAGGAGGAGGCCCGGUGUCUGGUGGAGGAGCUGCGGAAAUCCAAGGGAGCCCUCCUGGACAACACCUUCCUCUUCCACUUGGUCACCUCCAACAUCAUCUGCUCCAUUGUCUUUGGAAAAUGCUUUGACUACAAGGACCCCGUGUUCCUGCGGCUGCUGGACCUGUUCUUCCAGUCCUUCUCCCUCAUCAGCUCCUUCUCCAGUCAGGUGUUCGAGCUCUUCUCAGGCUUCCUAAAGCACUUUCCCGGCACACACAGGCAGAUCUACAGAAACCUGCAGGAGAUCAACGCUUUCAUCGGCCAGAGCGUAGAGAAGCACCGCGAAACCCUGGACCCCAGCAACCCCAGGGACUUCAUCGACGUCUACCUGCUCCGCAUGGACAAAGACAAGUCCGACUCCAGCAGCGAGUUCCACCACCAGAACCUCAUCCUCACCGUGCUCACGCUCUUCUUCGCCGGCACCGAGACCACCAGCACCACCCUCCGCUACGGCUUCCUGCUCAUGCUCAAGUACCCACACGUCAGAGAGAGAGUCCAGAAGGAGAUCGAGCAGGUGAUCGGCUCCCACCGCCCUCCAACCCUCGAUGACCGAGCCAAAAUGCCCUACACGGACGCGGUCAUCCACGAGAUCCAGCGGCUCGGGGACCUCCUCCCCUUCGGGGUGCCCCACACGGUCAUAAAAGACACACAGUUCCGAGGCUACGUCAUCCCCAAGAACACGGAAGUGUACCCCAUCCUGAGCUCGGCUCUCCACGACCCGCGCUACUUUGAAACGCCGAACACCUUCAACCCUGGCCACUUUCUGGAUGCCAAUGGGGCACUGAAGAGGAAUGAAGGUUUUAUGCCCUUCUCCCUGGGGAAGCGCAUUUGUCUGGGCGAAGGCAUCGCGCGGACCGAGCUGUUCCUCUUCUUCACCACCAUCCUGCAGAACUUCUCCAUCGCCAGCCCCGUGCCUCCCGAGGACAUCGACCUCACUCCCCGGGAGAGUGGCGUGGGCAACAUACCCCCAAGCUACCAGAUGCGCUUCCUGGCCCGCUGAAGGGGCCACAGGAACCCCCCCCACCCGGUCGUUAGGUGUCCCCGCCUCUGUAGAGAAUGGCCCCAGCUCCUCCCACAUCUUCCUGCCUCUGAGACCUGGGGCCAGCCAGGACCCUCCCCUUGGUCUCCACGGCGUGGGGAGUCCUCUUUGUGGUCCCAUCUCCUUCCACUGGGCUGCGGCUUUUCCAAAGACUCGGGGAACUGUUCUCUUUCCUCUCCUCCCUGCGUGCGGGACCAGCCCCAGCCGCUAGGGGCAAGGAUUAUACCCAGUGUGCAGUUGAGCGACAGAGGCCAGGCAAGGUGCCAGCAGUCUGAGGUCACUGUGCCCCGGAGUGGAGGAGAGAGAGCCACGAUGUCGCCACAGCCCACUCUGUUCAGUCGCCCGGUUAGGUGAGAUGCACCCACGCAGCCGCACGAGGCCGUCCAUUUAAAGGGACGGAUUUGUGCCUUUCGCUCCUCCACAAGGUCCUUACAACCAAGGAUCUGGUUGCAAACUGUGCCAUUGCCCCAGGGGAACCCCGAACCCAGCAGCUGUGGAUGUCCCAGAUAAACGCGGUACACCUCUGA
Messenger RNA from Lepus europaeus (European hare), 2078 nucleotides. RefSeq names its product cytochrome P450 2B4-like. The record is from RefSeq and is a predicted model, not a curated record. Gene Ontology annotation, biological process: xenobiotic metabolic process. Lineage: Eukaryota; Metazoa; Chordata; Mammalia; Lagomorpha; Leporidae. Bases 37 to 1512 code for a protein of 491 amino acids. The transcript is spliced from 9 exons. Gene Ontology annotation, molecular function: iron ion binding; oxidoreductase activity, acting on paired donors, with incorporation or reduction of molecular oxygen, reduced flavin or flavoprotein as one donor, and incorporation of one atom of oxygen; heme binding. Gene Ontology annotation, cellular component: intracellular membrane-bounded organelle; cytoplasm.